UUUUAAAUGUGUGACAACAGCUUAGCCGGAAAAUCUUCGGAAUGGACUGGAGUUGAAAGGUCAGUUACGUCAUGGCCAAGAUGGCAGCUUUCAUGGUAGAGAGUGGAGAGGAUGCAUUUAGAAAAAUAUUCAAGUUUUACAAGAGAAGAGACCCUCCGCCAGACUUCAGCGAUGUCAUUGACUUCUCCAAAAGUGUAUCGAGUGACAAGAUAGUUCCAGCUAAAUUGGACCUUGCUGCAGUGAGUGAUGUGGAGGCUGCAAGGGUUGGAUUACAGCCUGUCAGAGACUGGAAAGCCUUCGGGCUGCGGGGCUAUCCAGGAUUCAUCUUCAUCUCCAACCCGUUCCUGCUGGGCUGCCAAGCCUUCUGGGUCAGGCAGUGUCUGAAGACCUACUCUCAGAAACCCAACGUCUGCAACCUGGACAUGCACAUGUCACCCUCCGACACCCAGGACAUCUGGGGCAAGAGCGUACAGGGCCUCAGGUCUCCUCCCUCUGGAAAAAGACAAGCCAAGACUCUUCUGGAAAGGCUGCGCUGGGUCACUCUGGGUUAUCAUUACAACUGGGACACCAAGACUUACUCUGCCAACCAUUACACUCCUUUCCCGGCUGAUCUCCACUCACUGUCCCGCCAAAUAACAGCCGCCUGUGGGUUCCCAGGAUUCAACGCAGAAGCUGGAAUCCUCAAUUACUACCGAUCCGAUUCAUCUCUGGGAAUCCACGUGGAUGAGUCCGAAUUAGAUCACAGCCGUCCGCUCCUGUCAUUCAGUUUUGGACAGUCAGCCAUCUUCCUCCUGGGAGGCGUCUGCAGACAAGAUCCCCCCACUGCUAUGUACAUGCACAGUGGGGACAUGAUGCUGAUGUCGGGGCAGAGCCGCCUUCUUUACCAUGCCGUCCCACGCAUCCUUCCAGCACCCUUGGGACAUACAGCUUUGGAGAUGGAAGGCUGCCGCCCGCCCUCACACCUGCAGGACAGCACUGUGGUGGAGCCAGUGUCAGAGGAGGACUGGACUGUGUGCUCCAGGUACAUCCAGAGCUCCAGAGUGAAUGUGACUGUGAGACAGGUGCUGGGACCUGGGCAGAGCUUCCCAGAAACACCAUUUUCUCUCCAAAAGACUGAUGCAGGCCAGACGGUGGGGUACCAUGAUGGACCAGCAGAUGGCGAGAGUGGGAAAAGGAAGAGGAGCAAUAGCUGUGACUCUGUUGAUACAGCAGAGACAUGAUAAAACACACUACCUGCAGAAACACUCACUUGGAGACAUGAUGCUGCAUCUGAUGCCACAGUCCUCCUUUUGCAGUGAUGUUGUAUUAAUUGCUGCCUUGCUAAAAGUAAAACAGAUGGCAUGGGUCAGUAGUUAUCAUAUGUCCAUGUAACCUCUCAGGUUUUAUUUAUUUAUAAUGGAUAUCUCAUAAACCAUCAUAUAAAAGCAGCACAAUUAAGACCACAGAAUAAUGAAUCUUUAAAAUCAACACGAAGGAUUAACAAAUCGUUUCCAAGAUCAGUGCACACGUGUGAGAUAGCUAAAGUUAGAGAGGAAUUCCAGUACUUUUAAACCUAUAUUCAUGUAUUUAGGUGUGUAACCGGAACUUUUGGAAUUGGUCCAGUAGAUCACUUCAGAUGGCAGCUGUGGCGUGAUCCUCCAGGUCUAAUGCAAUGUAACAACAUCAUUACAAAUGAAGUUAUUUCUUAUUUGAUGAUGACAUGCAAAAAGUUGGGAUGAUGUGUAAAACCUUAUUAAACCAGAAUGUGAUAAUUUGAUAAUCCUUUCUUACACGUUCAGUUGAAAACAGUACAAAGACAAUAUAUUUUAAUACUCCAUCAACAUCACUAAUUGUUGUAAAUAUGUGUUUAUUUUGAAUUUGAUGUGAGCAACAAGUUGGGACGGGGCAAUAAACAAACCUCUUUGUCAUUGUGUAAAGGAAAUGACUACAGGGGCUCUGCAACACUUCAUAAAAUCAUCUGUGAACACAGUUUGUCUGUGAAUGAUUGCAUUGUGUUUAUAUUUUCAUUUUAACACUCAGGGCUGUUAUAUUACAGUUAUUUGUCAGCACAGUGUGGAGGCUUUAUGUGAAGGUUCAAGUUUCAAGUGCCCCGAAGGAAAAUGAUUAAUAAUAAUUAGUCAUUUUCA
Molecule: messenger RNA, 2126 nt
Organism: Scatophagus argus
Lineage: Eukaryota; Metazoa; Chordata; Actinopteri; Scatophagidae
Gene: alkbh1
Product: alkB homolog 1, histone H2A dioxygenase
Exons: 6
Coding region: 72-1220 (382 amino acids)
Biological process (GO): oxidative RNA demethylation
Cellular component (GO): cytoplasm; nucleus
Molecular function (GO): oxidative RNA demethylase activity; broad specificity oxidative DNA demethylase activity; ferrous iron binding
Source: RefSeq, a predicted model, not a curated record